This is a messenger RNA of Corapipo altera (White-ruffed manakin), 1530 nucleotides long. RefSeq names its product sclerostin (gene SOST). Gene Ontology annotation, biological process: negative regulation of BMP signaling pathway; negative regulation of Wnt signaling pathway; ossification. The transcript has 2 exons. Bases 1 to 645 code for a protein of 214 amino acids. Gene Ontology annotation, molecular function: BMP binding. NCBI's taxonomy places the organism in Eukaryota, Metazoa, Chordata, Aves, Passeriformes, Pipridae. The record is from RefSeq and is a predicted model, not a curated record.
AUGCAGAUCUCUUGGGCUGUGUGCGCUGUCUGUGUCUUGGCACAAAUCGCAUUUCGAUCUGUGGAAGGCUGGCAGGUGUUUAAAAAUGAUGCUACAGAAAUCAUUCCUGAAAUCACUGAGAAUACAGAGACACCGAUGGAGCAGACUUUCAGCAACAACAACAACACAAUGAAUCAGGCAAAACAUGGAGGAAGACACAUACAGCAAGCUCCAGACCCUAACGAUGCUUCUGACUUCAGCUGCAGGGAGAUGAGAACCACCCGCUAUGUCACGGAGGGGCCCUGCCGCAGUGUCAAGCCCGUCAAGGAGCUCGUCUGCUCCGGCCAGUGCGUCCCCUCUCACCUCCUCCCCAACUCCAUCGGCAGGGGGAAGUGGUGGCGGCAGAACGCCCUGGAUUAUCGCUGCAUCCCCGCCCACACCCGCACCCACCGCAUCCAGAUGUCCUGCCCCGAGGAAGAGACUCGGACUUACAAAUUCCGAGCCGUCACCUCCUGCAAGUGCAAGCGCUACACCCGCUACCACAACCAGUCGGAGCUGAAGGACUUCGGGAAGGACAAUGUCAGGCCUCAGAAGAACAAGAAGCCCCAUCUGUCCAGAGCCAGGAGCGGCAAAUCUAACCAGCACGAGUUAGAAAAUGCUUAUUAGGAGGUGGCUCUGGGUGACACAGACUAGCAGCUCUGGAUACUUUGCAAAACCGUCCAAAGGCACUCAGAGGCCACAGCAUGACGUUCUGACUGCAGUAGGUUCCAAGUCCUUCUGCUAAGCUGGGUCAAAUGCUCACAUAGGCAAAAAAAGUCUUUCAGAUUAUAGCACUUAUGGUCUGAUAAGAAAAUGAGAUAAACCAAGCUGGAGGUAGCAACCUCUUAAUUCAGUCUGAAAGGAGAGGUGCGGGUGGGAGAAUCACACGAGGUUGUGUGGCUUGUAUGAGCAGGCAGGCAGAGGAAAGGGAAGCAGUUAUGGUGACAAUCAGGCUUUGCUAGAAAUCAUUCCACUCACUUCAAGUGAAAAGAGCAUUGAGAUCCCUUUCCCACACAAGUGCCGUGAUGCAGGACAAGCAUCCAAUUAGGGAAGCAUCAGGAGAGUUCACCCUCUCUGGAAAAGCUGUAGAAAGUUAGGUAUAGCAGGAAUUUCAAUAGUUAUGGUGACUGAAGUCAAAUUGUUGGGAAAUGAACAUUCUGUCAGAUGUCCCCACGUACCAGAAGUUUCCUCCAAAACACAAAAAUCAAAACACAAGUAAAAGCGUGACAAAUCUAUUUCACACCUUUACCCUAAAGACUGUAGGAUCAGCAGAUUCAAAACUGAGAUUUGGCAACUAAAACUAUAUUUGAUUUAGAAACAGCAGCUUGGUUUAGGAACAAUUCAACAAAUUCUACUAGGUGAAGCAGAUUCAUGAAAUGCAUGGUCCUCUCAAACCAGAUAACCUCACUGAUGUCUGUCCUGUAAACAGCUAGAGAUGUGCAGAGUUUAACAUAAAAGAUACUGAUUAUUCCUGAUUUCCUAGAACACAUUUGACUUCAGUAUCAGCUUAGA